AGCAGAAGUCGAUCACCUAAAGCCUCACUUAUUGAUAGAGACAGAAGUGGCAACGAAAGAACCGAACUUGCGGUAAAACCGUCAUUGGACGAACGUCUGGAAAGUGAGAUGAAAGCUGGAAGAAUUGGUAUGAAAGUUUGGGAGGGGUUGCCUGCACCCACAUUUGAUGAAUCCGGGGGCAAAGAAUCUGAAAAAAGGAAAUUUCCAGCAGAUGAUGUUGUCGACGAGAUUUUGGCGAAACGGGCGCGGAUGCAGCAUGUGGAAUCUCGUCCACGUGAUCCGAAGGAAGAUAUGCGAAAAUUAUUGGGUGUUCUUGUUGCGAUGCAGGAAGAAAUUCAGCGUAGCGGACGUGUGGAUAAUUCGACAGUCAAUCGUUUAUACACCGAAAUGGGCGUUUCGGGUGGAAUUGCUGAAGCAGAUAACCUGGUUACACAACUCUGUCGUAUGUUGGCCAACGAAAGCAGCAGCAGCAGCAGCGGCAUUAGAGGAGGAGGAGGAGGAGGAGGAGGAGAACUGUCAUCUGCCAAUGCGUCUUUCAAUCCAACACCUAAUUUGAAUCAGUUCGUAUUGUGGAAAAUCCGGUCAUAUCUUGCAAUUCUUGGUCCUAAAUGA
This is a messenger RNA of Gongylonema pulchrum, 612 nucleotides long. The record is from the annotation of a GenBank genome assembly. NCBI's taxonomy places the organism in Eukaryota, Metazoa, Nematoda, Chromadorea, Rhabditida, Gongylonematidae.